AUGGCUGAACAAAACCAAAUGCCCGACUUUCGAAAGUCGUACACAAACGAUCACCACGAUUCAGACCAGACUCUUGAGCGCCAAACCACCGCCGCUCACCAAGCAGCCCAUCCUCAUCUCUAUGCAAACCCUCACCAGAUCCAUCCCGCCUUCGGUGGUGCUCUUCAGCCUGGUCUAUGGAAGCCUACAGAGCACCGCAAGUUCGCCAACCCUGCGCCUCUGGGACUGAGCGCUUUCGCUCUUACUACCUUUGUUCUGUCAUGCAUCAACAUGCAUACUCGCGGUGAAACCUCACCUGCUAUUGCUAUUCCUGUUGCUUUUGGCUAUGGUGGUCUUGUUCAGCUUUUGGCUGGCAUGUGGGAAAUGGCUGUUGGAAACACCUUCGGUGCCACUGCCCUCUCAUCUUACGGAGGUUUUUGGAUCGCCUAUGGUCUCCUCCAGACUCCUACAUGGAACGUCCUCGGUGCUGAUGGCCCCUACGAGGGCGAGACCGGCUCAGUCAUGGGUUUCUUCCUUACUGGCUGGUUCAUCUUCACGACUCUUCUCCUCAUCUGCACCCUCAGAUCCACCGUUGCAUUCUUCUCGCUCUUCUUCUUCCUCGACAUCUGCUUCCUUCUGCUCGCUUGCGAGAACUACGCCCACGAUCUGGGUAACCACGCUGCUCAGAUCGCUCUGCAGAAGGCAGCUGGAUUCUUUGGUUUCUUGGCUGCUUUUAUGGCUUGGUACAAUGCCCUUGCCGGUCUUCAGGACAGCAGCAACUCUUUCUUCCAAGUUCCUGUCAUCCACUUCCCCUGGUCUGACGAGGGCCGAGCCCACCGCCACCAAAAGGCUGAGAGCAACCUGGCUUAG
This is a messenger RNA of Fusarium coffeatum, 849 nucleotides long. RefSeq lists its product as uncharacterized. The record is from RefSeq and is a predicted model, not a curated record. Lineage: Eukaryota; Fungi; Ascomycota; Sordariomycetes; Hypocreales; Nectriaceae. Gene Ontology annotation, molecular function: acetate transmembrane transporter activity. The coding region runs from base 1 to 849 and encodes 282 amino acids. Gene Ontology annotation, cellular component: plasma membrane. The transcript has 3 exons.